UGGCCUAAAAUAAAGUGUCGGAGUGCCCAUACCUAUGUCCGAGUGUUGAGUGUCCGACACGAGUACUUGAAGCAAAAUGAAGAGUCGGGGUAACAUAGCUGCUAACAACAAUGCCGAGAACCAAGAUACAUCAUACACACACCAUUGUGAACAUCCUGCUGUGCAUGACACCUGCAUAGCUGCAUAUGAAAAGAAAAAACACAUGCAUAAUUCGUUCAAUAAAGGAUCUCUGUGAUUGUUCGAUAAGAACAGAAAACGUGCUAGAUAAUUGAUGGUAUUCUGUUGAGGUGUGCUCUUAAUCAUUAAUGCUUUUAUCCAACACAAUCUUGAUAAGACUCUUGAAUGGCCACUGCCAUGCCCAUACAAAGUGAGUAACUGCUUAGUCAAAGGCCUAACACAAUGCUAUGUAAUGUGUUACAUUGUAAGAAAAUGUUGUAUGAAUGUUUUUACAUUAUGAAACAAAAAAGCCCCCUGAUUACAGGGGACGAAACCGCUGUUGUUUUAAUUUGUUUUAUUUUGAUUUUCAUCUUGAUAACCACCUGUGAUGCACUAAACGCUAUAAGCUCGAAUCGAAUCAUCCAAGAUGGAUUUAGUACUAUUGAGUCGGCUGGUGGGAUAUUUGAGUUGGGAUUUUUCAGCCCACUGAGAUCCAAGAAAAGAUAUUUGGGUAUUUGGUACAAAAAAAUAUCGAUCAGGACGAUUAUAUGGGUUGCUAAUAGGGAUGCUCCACUUAGAGAUACUUCAGGGAUCAUGAGGUUUGAUGAAAAUGGAGUUUUAGUACUAGUUGAUAGUACUAAUAGCAUAAAGUGGUCUACAAAUUUAUUGAAAUCUGUGGCAAGUCCGGUGGCAGAGCUAUUAGAUAAUGGUAAUUUUGUCGUUAGGAAUGAAAAUGACACUCGCCUUAAGAAUAUAGUGUGGCAAAGUUUUGAUCACCCUGCAGAUAAUCUUCUCUCUGGCAUGCGAGUUGGAUGGGAUUUGCAAAAAGGACUUUACAGGUACCUUUCAUCCUGGAAAAGUUCCGAAGAUCCUUCUCUUGGUACUUACAAGAUAAGUUUGAAUCUGGAUGGAUACCCCCAAGUGCUUUUGUGGAAAGGCUCAGUUUUGCAGUUCCGGUUUGGGCCAUGGGAUGGUAUUCAGUUCAGUGGUGUCUCUUUUGAUGUGCCUGAUACACAUUUUGCAGUGAACUUUUUAAUUGAUCCGAAUAAAAUAUCUUUUAACCUUGAAAUUCAGAAUGCUAGUACUGAUACGAGGGUGAUGUUAACUCCGGAUGGAGAUAUACAAGUUCUUAGGUGGAUUAAUCAAACGAGGGAAUGGAAGAUUUAUCUGACUGCACCAAGGGAUGAUUGUGACCAUUAUUCAGUAUGUGGAGGUUAUGGUAACUGUAACAUAACACGAUCUCUCUCGGGACAUGCUGUGUGCGGGUGCUUGAAAGGAUACAAGCCUAGGUACGUAGAAAAAUGGAGAGUAGGAGAGUGGUCUAAUGGAUGCAUCCGCAAGACUCAGCUAGCUUGUGGAUCUGGAGAUGGUUUUGUAAAGUAUUCAGGGCUAAAGUUGCCAGACACGCAAAAUUCAUGGUUUAAUCAUAGUCUGAGUCACGAAGAAUGUAAGAGCUUCUGCUUGAAGAAUUGCUCUUGUACAGCUUAUGCAGGUCUAGAUGUUAGAAAAGGUGGAAUUGGGUGCAUGUUGUGGUUCAGUGAGCUGCUUGAUAUCAGAGACUACAGUGCAAAUGGGCUAGACUUAUAUGUGAAAGUUGCUGCCUCAGAACUAGGUAAGGCAACUUAAAAGAAUUACUACUUAACAUUCAGAGUUUUUCCUGUUCUGAAGAAAAUAAAAUUUUAUCUGCAGCGGCCU
Daucus carota subsp. sativus is the source of this 1851-nucleotide messenger RNA. Its product is annotated as G-type lectin S-receptor-like serine/threonine-protein kinase At4g27290. Gene Ontology annotation, biological process: recognition of pollen. Lineage: Eukaryota; Viridiplantae; Streptophyta; Magnoliopsida; Apiales; Apiaceae. The coding region runs from base 400 to 1782 and encodes 460 amino acids. The transcript has a single exon. The record is from RefSeq and is a predicted model, not a curated record.